UGCAGUUAUGUUUGUCUGCACCGUGAUUUCGUUAGUGAUAGGUUGACUGUAGGUUAAGAGCUAAAUAAAUAAUGACUACAGAGAUGUUUCAGCAUACAUGGAGGUUUUCUUUUUUCUUAUUUUUCUUAUUUUUCAUUAACUGUGCUACGAUUGAACUUCCUAAGUCUGUAAAUCAAGUGACAGAUGGUGGCAUAAUUGAAUUAUCAUUAAGCAAUUACAAUAAGUCUAUUAAAGAAGAUCAGGCUUUUAUCCAAUUAGUUAAUAUAGAUAAAAGCACAAAUCUUGCAAUAAAUGUUAAUGACAUACCUAUUGGAGUGACAUUUAUUAUUAUUCAAGCUCAUGCUCAUUUGUAUAAUAUAUCAAUGUCGUAUGCUAAAACAACUGUUAAUGAUGUACCUGGAAAAUCUAUAACUGGCACAAACAUAGGACUUUUUGUUGAAACGACUGAUAGCCGUAGUACAUCAGUUUAUGUUACAAAUGGAAAUAAUUUUCAAGUUGAUAGUCUCAUAGCUGUUGUAGCAUAUACAAAUGAUGCACCUUAUUCUGGUGGUUGCAAUAUGGAGUUCGAAAUCGAAAAAUCGCCAUUCCAAAAGUUGAUCUAUAGUAAAGCGACAGUAACUGUCGAUGCACAACCGGCCUCAGUGCCGAAAAUUGGGAAUGUUCAACCGAUAUGCGAAAAAUAUCCAUUGCAGCAUGACGCUUACCGCAUGUAUUUACCAGAGCAAGAUUUUAGUAAUGAAACUUACUUUUUGGCAAUAGCUAACAUGCUUACUGUUCGAGAUAUUCAAAAAAAUGCAGAUCCUAUACCAGCUUCUUUAUUCGGAUCAGCAAUGAGACGAGUUUACAGUUUGUACUCCGGAACCGGAUCAGUUUAUGGUAUGAUUGCGCAUUUUGCUAAUCGGUCUUCCGCUUAUGUUCCGAUUACUACGUACGGUUGCGACCCAUCUUCAGGUUCUCCUUCCUGCUCUCACUUAACAACUUCCUUCGAGAAAGUUUUGUGCGCUAUAACAUUUUUCAUUGGAAUGUUUGUAGCCAUGCGCGGACAGUAUUUUUUCAAAAUAUCCAUGUUUUUAUUAGGAAUGGUCACAGGUGGCUAUAUCGGUUGGACGAUAGGAGUUAGUAUCGGGACCUUUGAUGUUACAGGAUUAAUGUUGAUAGCUAUAUUUAUUAGUAUUAUAACUAGCCUGAUCUGGCUACUUCUUUGGAUGACCCUCAGCAGUCCAAUCCCGUCAUUAAUUUUUUCUGGCCUGAGCCUUGGGUCACUGCUAUUUUUCAUCUUCUACUUUUCCGUUCCAGCCGGAGCGCUGUACUUGGAGGUAGACGCAUACUUCUGGCUUCUCUACACGACUACCAUCAUCGUUGUUAUAUUGACUUUCAGUGUAAUUCCUCUUACUGGAAAUAUUUUAUGUUUUACGGUACUUGGUGCUUAUGCCUCAGUGCUCUCUAUUGAUUAUUAUAGCAAUUCCAAUCUCAAAUAUAUACUUGUGAACAGUAUACGACGUAUCACUGUUGACAAUUUCAAAGUAGCCGUCAUAGAUCCACCGUGCCAGGAUAAAGAUAUUUUACUCGUUAUUUUCUGGGUAUUUCUUGUAAUUCUGGGUCUUUAUAAACAAUGUGCAACCAAUUGGAAUCGUACUCCAUUUCCGCCGUCUAUAUCCCACUUAGUUCAUGAUACGGAAAGAACAUCACUGUUGCCGCCCUCAAGAUAUCAACAAAAGUACGGCUCGUCGAAUCGAAAUAAUCGACGACAGUCAUACUUGCAGAUAUUUUCAGACUGAUGAAUCAAAGUCAAUGCAUAAAUUACCAAAAAUUAGAGGAAAUUGUCAAUUUUCCUUCGACACGGGUGAUAUUUUUCAACUUAUUGUAGUUGUAACAAGAUUAUAUUUUUGUUUUACAAAACCCUAUCAAUUUAUUCUCAUUUAGCUUAUUUAAAAAUUAUUCAGUGAAUGUUAUAACUAUCCAAAAGUAAUUUUCAACUAGAGCUUUGAAAAUAGAUUGUAAAGUAUUGUUGAUUAACCGAAAUGUUUAUCAAAUAUUUUUUUGAAAAAUUUAUUAUAAAAAUACUUUUCCUAUUUUUCCUAUAUAAUAUUUUUGUAUUUUUGAAGUUAAUUGUUUAUU
Molecule: messenger RNA, 2118 nt
Organism: Phymastichus coffea
Lineage: Eukaryota; Metazoa; Arthropoda; Insecta; Hymenoptera; Eulophidae
Product: transmembrane 7 superfamily member 3-like
Exons: 8
Coding region: 72-1778 (568 amino acids)
Source: RefSeq, a predicted model, not a curated record